Molecule: messenger RNA, 867 nt
Organism: Phytophthora sojae
Lineage: Eukaryota; Oomycota; Peronosporomycetes; Peronosporales; Peronosporaceae
Exons: 2
Molecular function (GO): zinc ion binding
Source: RefSeq, a predicted model, not a curated record
AUGUACGCAAGCAACGAGGACGAGUAUGAAGAUGCAAAAGGAGCUGUGUUGGAGUUGCUUGGAGGCGAUACAUCACACGAGUUGUACCGCACGUUCAUCGCAAACUGGGACAGUAACCAGGACGAGUGGGUUUCCUACAAGCGCGGCAACACGCCGCACCUGACGAACAACCCCAACAAUAGGAUCGAGUCCAAGUGGGGGAAGAUAAAGGAUGUUAUUAACGACUCCUUCACUAUCGACCAACUCCUGUCUACGCUGAUGGCGCUGCAGCACUAUGCCGAAGAGCAGUAUCUCGCAGAAUAUCAUCGAGUUGGGAGCCGGCCUUCGCGGGAUUCGGAGGACCGCGCGCUGACGCUGCUAGCUUUGCAGGUGAGCCCGUUUGCCUUCGAAUUGGUCGCCAAACAGCACACCUUGGCAACCGGUCCGAACGCAGACUACACGGUUGAGCUGAACACACCAGGACGAGCCACUGUCACGAGCCCAAGGUCUGGAGAAGUGCAUGAAGUCAACACGAGGACGAACUCCUGCAACUGCAUCUUCAUGAAGACCUGCUUGCUACCCUGCCGCCACGUGAUGUACGUCCGGAGCACGUCCAACUUCGAAACAGUACUGCCCCCGAUGCACUGUUUCCCUACACGAUGGAUUGUGCAGAGUCCAGAAAACAACAUCGACUGGGGAGAAAUUCCGUGUGGAGGGUUGAAGCAAGGGAGCUGUCCGUCUCGAGCGAAGGAGCGAGCUUUGCCGGGGGCUGCGAUGUACAUCGAAGCCAAGGCAACAACGGAGAAGAUCAUUGCAAGAAUGGCACUUCAAUCUACACCCACAUUUCGGAUCGCGCUGAAGUGGCUUCAGGAUUUCUACGAAGCGCUC